Messenger RNA from Colletotrichum graminicola M1.001, 615 nucleotides. RefSeq lists its product as uncharacterized. Lineage: Eukaryota; Fungi; Ascomycota; Sordariomycetes; Glomerellales; Glomerellaceae. The coding region runs from base 1 to 615 and encodes 204 amino acids. The transcript has a single exon. The record is from RefSeq and is a predicted model, not a curated record.
AUGCCCUGCUCUGUGGAAGACAUCUUGAAAAACUACGAGUAUGACCCCUCAAUAGUACAACGCAUCGCCACGCGCAAGGUCAAUCUUCCCCUGGCUAUCGAGCCCCCGAACCCCGAGUGGCCAGCGCAGUUCGAGAAAAUAAAAUCUCUCAUCGACGGCGCUCUCGGUCCGGUCGCUUUGUCCGUAAAUCAUGUCGGUUCAACCUCCGUGCCCAGACUCCCAGCCAAGGCCGUCAUCGAUAUCGACUUGGUUGUAGCGGAUCCCACGGACAAAGACGCAUACGCGCCCGCUCUGGAGCGGGUAGGGUUUCAAUUCAUCUUGCGCGAGCCAGAGUGGCAUGAGCACCGCUUUUUUGCCAUGUAUGAGCCGUACCAUUGCAACUUGCACGUGUUCAAGGAAGGCACGGCGGAGUUAGUGAGGCAUAUUAUCAUGAAGGAGUGGCUGAUUGCGAAUGAUGAUGAUAGGGAGCUGUAUGCAAGGACCAAGAUGGAAGCGGCGGAGAUGAGCAACUCGCUCGGGGAGGAGGUAAUGGACUACAAUCUUCGGAAAGAAAACGUUAUCCGGGAGAUUCUCCAGCGUGCCUUCAAGGCGAAGGGAUACCUGGAUCAUGAAUGA